Molecule: messenger RNA, 777 nt
Organism: Octopus sinensis (East Asian common octopus)
Lineage: Eukaryota; Metazoa; Mollusca; Cephalopoda; Octopoda; Octopodidae
Product: vacuolar protein sorting-associated protein 72 homolog
Exons: 4
Coding region: 1-777 (258 amino acids)
Biological process (GO): chromatin remodeling; regulation of DNA-templated transcription
Cellular component (GO): nucleus
Molecular function (GO): ATP-dependent H2AZ histone chaperone activity
Source: RefSeq, a predicted model, not a curated record
AUGGAUCGACCUAAAAGAUCAAAUGCAGGUUCAAAAAUGGACAAUCUUAUCAAAAAUGCCACAAAAGAUGCAUUUUAUGAUUCAUUGAUGCAAAAUUGGAUUAAAGAUGAAGAGGCUGUUGAGUCCGAUCAAUCAGUCAGUGCCCACUCAGAAUCCUCAAUGUCCAUCGACUCAGAAUGUGAAAAGAUUCUUUCAGGCCACGAAGAUGACGAAAAUGAGGAGGAAACUGAAAAUCCCCGCAAAAGAAAAAAGUCAUCAAAAAAACCGUCUUAUAUGUUACCAAGUUCAAAACAGCAAAAAAUUCAAAAAUCAGAAGGAAAGACAAAACAAAUCAAAGAAUUCUCUCCAUUGUCGAUAACACGGAGUAUUAGGAAUUCGACAUUGACUAAACGUGGAUUGACUGCUGUGAACGAAUCUAAUAGAAAAGAACCCACAAAACGAAUAUCAGCUCCUGGCCCUUCUCUCCGACGUCUUACUCAGGAGGAAUUAUUAUUGGAGGCUAAAAUUACUGAGGAGAGAAAUAUCCGACAUUUGGGUAUUUUGAAAGAUUUUAUAUUAUUUAGAAAGUCUGAUACGCCUACUCCGAAUUCUGAAUCUAAAACAUGUGGGCUGAGUAACCAACCCGCUCAGUAUAAGGAUCCCUUGACUGGUGUUCCCUACUCGGAUGUCAAUUGCUUCAAGGUCAUUAGAGAAGUUGCAGCGACACAGUCUCCUGUCAUUAGGGAAUACCUUAACUCACUUGAAGAAUACAAUGCAUUUUUUGAUAAAUAUCGAUAA